Molecule: messenger RNA, 733 nt
Organism: Benincasa hispida (wax gourd)
Lineage: Eukaryota; Viridiplantae; Streptophyta; Magnoliopsida; Cucurbitales; Cucurbitaceae
Gene: PRPL28
Product: Ribosomal L28 family
Biological process (GO): translation
Cellular component (GO): ribosome
Molecular function (GO): structural constituent of ribosome
Source: RefSeq, a predicted model, not a curated record
AAAGAAGCUUAUCCCCUUCUCCUUCAGAAAUUCAACCAGACGCUUCCCCAACUUACAAAGAUAACGAUCAGAAACAAUGGCUGCUUUCGUGGUCUUAGGCUUCACGCCGGCCACUUCUUCCGGUGUAAUGGCAGCUUCCUCAACCAAACUUCAAUUCACAACUAAACCCAAUUCCGAGCUAGGGUUUCUCACUUCUCAAUUAGCCGGCAUCAAAAUCUCCUCCAACCACUCGCUGAUCUCCCCCUCACCAAUUUCUGCUCCUCUCAGACCUGCUCUUCAACCUGUUGCUCGUAGAGUUUGUCCCUUUACUGGAAAGAAAGCAAAUAAGAAGAACUUAGUUUCUUUCUCCAACCACAAGACCAAGAAGUUGCAGUUUGUAAAUCUUCAAUACAAGAAGGUUUGGUGGGAAGCUGGGAAGCGUUUUGUUAAGCUACGCUUGUCAACUAAGGCUUUGAAGACCAUUGAGAAGAAUGGACUUGAUGCUGUGGCUAAGAAGGCAGGGAUUGAUCUUCGUAAGGAAUGAUAUGGGUUUCACGAAUGAUUCGAUUUUUUAGUAGUCCAGCUAGAGUGGUCUUACAAAUUUGAUGCUAAAUCCUAAAAUUCUUCAUCAAAUUAGGUAUCAUUUGGAGGUAACUCCAAAGCCUAGAACUUAAUGCUGUAGAGAGUUGAAUACAUUUUGUGGCUGAAUUUUUCAUGCUUAAUGAUUUCUGCAUUUGAACCUAUGAUUUCAACU